AUGGCAAAUUCUAGCAGAGAGUGGUACAUCCCAAAGUCUACGGCAAGGGGGUUGGCUCAAAAGAGUUGGGCGUCCCGGGGAAAAAAAGGCUUUUGCUAUCCUCGUGCCUCCUUGAGUGGCAGGCAGCUGGGCUGUGUGAGCGCGAGGCAGAGCGCGCGCGCUGCAGAAGAACCCUGGCGGCAGGCGGUUCCUUGGAAGCAGCCUCUCAGACUUCUUGAACCCAGCAGACUCUGUCAGCUCCUGAGUAGCAUUGAUCUAGUUUGGCAUACCCACAAAUCAGAACUGAAGCGGUGCAGUAUGGCUCACAACUGCCUCCAGUGCAUUAAGUACCUCAUGUUUGUCUUCAACCUUCUCUUCUGGCUGGGAGGCUGUGGUAUCCUUGGAGUCGGCAUAUGGCUAGCCGUUACUCAAGGAAACUUUGCCACUCUCUCCUCUUCCUUCCCUUCACUGUCAGCUGCCAACCUGCUGAUCAUCACGGGGACUUUUGUAAUGAUCAUUGGCUUUGUGGGGUGCAUAGGAGCCAUCAAAGAAAACAAGUGCCUCCUGCUCAGUAUUGAUAAGUAUGCUCAGCGGGACCUGAAGAAAGGGCUUCAUUUGUAUGGAACUGAUGGAAACAUUGGCCUCACUAAUGCAUGGAGCAUCAUACAAACAGAUUUCAGAUGCUGUGGCGUGUCAAAUUACACUGACUGGUUUGAAGUGUACAAUACCACACGUGUGCCGGAUUCAUGCUGCUUGGAAUUCAGUGAGAAUUGUGGUCUCCAUUCCCCAGGGACCUGGUGGAAAGCUCCUUGCUAUGAAACAGUGAAAAUAUGGCUCCAAGAAAAUCUGUUAGCAGUGGGAAUUUUUGGAUUGUGUACAGCUUUGGUUCAGAUUCUUGGAUUGACAUUUGCAAUGACAAUGUACUGUCAGGUUGUCAAGACAGAUACCUACUGUGCAUAAAAAAAAAAUCAUAAUUGGAGUCCAUCUGCCAUGGCUCACCCUCUCUACAGGAUAAAAGAGGACUCUUCUUCAUGCUCAACCUAUUUCUUUCCCCUAUGUAAAAUAAACUGUAUAAUCCUCUUUGAAAAAUUUGUGAAUCACCCUCGUUUGUCACCACCAUCCAAAUGGAAAUGUCAAGGAACUCAAGACUUGCUUAGACAAAAGAAAAUAUUCUCUCUAGGAAAAGAGAAAGCUAUUGAGGAAAGAAGAAAUUGCUCCUUUUGCACAGACCACGGCAUGGGUGAAAAGGCUGACUGAAAUAUAUAAUCCAGCAGGCUGCUGACAAAUAGAAGUUUUCCAGUGUGGUGAAUCCAGCAAAUUCCAGGAAAUACAGAGCCAAGUUAUAUUUGUCUGGAGUGUCAAGGAUAUGCCCUUUUAUUGCAGUUUGUCUUUACAGACAUUUGGGAGGUCAGCUCAACAAGAAUGUUUUUGAACUCACGUGAUUCCACCAUGGAGUGUAUGUUCUGGAAACUUUUCUGCUUAAAAUGGUAUCAAUGGCAACCUUUCCAACUCCAGAGCAGAUAAGGAAAGCCAGACUUAUAAUGGACUUGAGUUUAGAUCUGACAGUAGAUACAAGUGGGGCAUUCUAAAGAAAGUAAAGAUGUGUGGCUCCUUGCAGAAGCAGGGAAGGAGCUUUCCCUGCUCUAUGCGUGCAGGGACCAUGCAUUCAAAAGGACAUGAUGUUUGGAGAAGGGCAGGAUAUAAAAUAAAAUAAAAUAAAAUAAAGGCAGGGUGGGGGGAAGGGGAAUAUAGACUACUGCAAAACAAGUAACUAUUUCCAGUAAAGUUCUUUUUUCAGUAGAGAAGAAGCAGUAGCUGUCUUUCUAUCACUGACCUUUGGGUUUUGUUUUAAAUCUCAUUGUUUCACCUUUUCCAUGCAUUUCCCAGAGUGAAACCCCAUAAAGUGGUGGUGGCUACUUUUCUCCAGUAUACCAUUUCAUUAACCAUUCAGUGAUACUUUCAUCUCCAAAUAUGUUGGGCUCACCAGGCAUAGGAGAAAAUCCAUCACGUAGACAUAUUUAAGUUUGCUUGUUUUUUUAAAAAAAUCUUGCAGCUGCUGUUUCAGUGAUUCUACGAUGAGUAAGGCAGUAAUAAAGAAACACACUCAAUAAAUAAUGACUAUAGUUAUUGACAUAUUUUUAGGUGUUGUAUUUUGACAAUAUUCUACUUGAUUAUACUCAGAUUCUCUUUUGAAAAUUUAAUUAUUAAGUGUGUUUUCUUUAUUAGCAAAGUCCUGUUCUAUUGGUGUUCUUAAUGAUUCAAGACCCUUCUCUCACUUUGGUGAUUGUUACAUAAUUUCUCCACUAACAUCAUUUAAAUUUUGCAUAGGCAGUCAUUUUUCUCUUUCUCUUGUCUGGGGCAAAAGGAGUGUUUUCAGGCUGGAGCACAUCCAUAUCAUCUUUUUCCUUUUACAGGUACAGGCUAGCAGAAUAGCCAGAGUUGCCUACAACAUUUUAAGAAUAAGUUAUCAUAUGGAUUUUGAGACUGGCUAGACAGAUUAGAAUGUAAUAAGCAAAUUCUGAGAGAAAAAAAUUGCUGUUGAAUCUGUGGACACAUUUUAACCCACACUGUUCAUCUAGAUGGCCAUUUCCAACUCUAAGAUUCUGUUCUAUGACUGUUAGUUCAUGUCAUGUUCUGGUCACACAUAAUAUCACAGAAAGCUUUGGAGGCCAGCUUGUAGACACUAGUACUCAGAUCCAACAGGUGCAAUUUCCCUGUCUGUUUUCUUCCUCCUUGAAUAGUUGAUGGGCUUUAAGCCAUUCUUUCCAUUUCUCCCUAUCCUCUCACACAGCUCCUUGGUGCUAUUCUGUCCCUAAUGAGUGGUUAUCGACAUGCAGCUCUGUCUUGAAGCCUAAAAGUUAUGCAAAUUAAUUUCACCUAGCUAUAAAUAUUGGGUAGGGGAGAAUCUUAUAAGCUAGGUUCAAGUGGAAUUAUUGCUUAUUUUUAUUCCUAAUGAACACUUUGGAAAUAAACUUUUGAAUGAUCCAUGGAGUAUUUACAUUUUCUGAGGUGCUUUCAGGACCCGAAAUGGACCUUUGCCAUUGGGUGAGAAGCCCCUAUGAGCAACUCAAGGUUUCCUAUAUCCCGAAGGGCUACUUCUCUACUGUUAGAAGGCACAAACAACUUCCUGACUGAAACAGGUAGCUGCUCAUAGGGUCUGUUGGUGAGAGAUACGAAAUAAUAGAAAGGUGCAUGUCAGAGGAUGGCAAGCAGGGGCAAGACAGGUCAGUUAUUUCAUACCUUUCCCCACAGUAAUUCUUACAGCAGAUAUAUUACUUACUGCUUCUAGUAGAAGAGUAGAAUAUAUGUACAAAAUCUACUGUUAGAGUCUGUUUUCUACCAAGUUAAACUGUCAUGCAUUUCAUCCCAAAAUUUAAAGAAUUUAAAUCUGCCAAAUGAGCUGAACAAUUCUCUCGAAUCCUUGUUAUUCUCCUAAUCUCAAAUAAUAGUUCCCAUGAUUCACAGGGAUAAUGAAAAACUUAUCAAAUUUUGCGAAGAUCUAAACAUCUAGACACUGACAAGGGAGUCUAUAACAUUCUUACAUUCCUCUACAUACAGAAGUUAUUGAUCACAUCACAGCUGGGAGACCAUUCAGUGCAACAUGAAGUAUAGGUUUGGAUCUGAAUCUUUGCCGAAUAGAUGGCCUUUGUCCAAGAACAUAAGCAUUAAGCCAAAAUAUUUUUCUCUUUCUUUCUUUCUUUCUUUCUUUCCUUUCUUUUUCUUUCUUUCUUUCUUUUUUCUUUUUUGAAAAGUGAGCAAAGAGCCAUAGGCAAGUCAAGAAGAAGUCUUAGUUAUGGGGAAACGCCCAAAUUGCACAGGAAGAACUAGGAACUGAAUCUACCCUAAUUCCCUAUCAUGCAUCCUAAUACCCCUCAUUACCCAUUGUCCUUAUUAUCUGUGCAAGCUUUGAAAAAUUAUGUCUUUAAGCAAUAGUUUAUAUGCUAUUUCCUGUCUCUUUCUAUGGUAUUUGCUCUUUCCCCCCACCUUUUCUUUACACAUUGAACAGACUGCAACUUGGGGGUUCCAUUGCUGUUAGUUGUCAUGGUUCAUUACUGUUGUUGUACUCACAAGCUUUCCCAUUGACAGCUUGUGGAUUCCCAUCUCUGAAGAGCAGAAUAAUGGAGUGAUGAACACAUUAAUAAAACAUUGGUUCUAAAAAGAUUAAAGACAGAUGAAAUCUAUUUGUGGAGACCCCCCCCCUUCAUUAAAAAUUAACACAGCAAUCCUGGUGGCUCAGCAGAUAAGAGCAAAGAAGUUGUGCUGUAGAAGUAAACGGAGUGGGAGGGUCCCACGAGAAAACUCAGUUAAUCAUUUUACCAUUUUGUCUCCAAAGAGGAGUGAAUGAGCACAGUUAAACAGCUUGCAUUGUAAUGUUCUCUUUUUCUGAAUUCUACUGCUCCACUGAAUGGAUGCUGCUGUACAAGUGUCCUGUCAUUUGGAAAUCUAAAAGAGCAUCUUUGUAUUUCUUUCCAUUGCUCUCUGCUGUCCAUCACAGAGACGUAGGGAGGGGCAUUUAACACCAGCUGCAAACCUGUCUUCAGGGCUCAAUGCGUUUAUGAUUUAAAUCCCAAGCCCCAUCAGUCAAAGUCCUGGGCAAAAGAUACACACACAGAAUUAAAGGACAAGGUACCACUGGAUACCAUCUAUCCCUAGGAAGCUGUUUUCAGUGCUCACCUUUCGCACAAUAGUCCAAACUUGAUUAUACCAGGGUUUCUCAACUAGAUCUCACAAGAAUUAAUAAUGUCAUUGUUGUUUUUGUUCUAAUAGCUGAAGGCCCUUAUUUGUCCUGUUGCAACUCAUUCAGAAAUCUAUCAGCAGAUUCGAAGCUACUUUCUAUCCACCCCAAUGCAAGCAAUGCCAUACUACUAGAGCAGUCCUGCCCUUAAAGCACAUUGAUCAGUUAGCAACUCAGAAUGUUCUCUUACACUCAAGAAGCAUUAUAUUAAUUGGAAUGGAUGUUGAUGCUCUAUUCAUUGCUUGAGAGGGCUACACCAUACUACUAGGCUGUGCUGAAUGGAUACAGAUAGAGGGUCCAAUUGCUCUGACCUUUGCCAUAUAGUGAGCAUCUCUGAAAUAAUCGACUCUCUAAAAGCUGAUGGAGAAAGUAGAUCAAGCCAUUCAGUGUGCUUCACUUUAAAAACCAAAGGACCAAAACCUGACAUUUGACAGGCUGACCAAAAUCAAUGCAGUUAUUUUCCUAAAAGAAGUUCUCCUAAUACAACACUGCCAAUCUUGGUGCUAAAGCAAAUACUUGGUUGUCUGUAAUGCAGAGCCCAACUGAGUUAGAGAGAGAAAAAGCCAAUCCAACACCACCCACCAAAGCUGGUGUAGCUUAAACAACCUGGAACAUACUCUUGCAAUAGUCAUAAUAUGUUCCAUUAGUCACACAAGCUUGCUUCAGUAUUUACUUUUUGUGUAUGGAGAAAAUAAUGUAGCUCCUAAAUAAGAACCUGUCUUGUUGAUAAAUCCCCAGUAAGCAGCACAGAGCUUCUUUCACCUUCUUUAUCCUGUCCCACUCUACAAGAUUGUUAGCUAAAUGUAUUCAAAGCAGCAUGGAAGUAGCCAGUGCCAAUGCUUUUCUUUGGUAAAGCACGGGGCUUUAAAAAGGUACAAAAUGACCAAAGCCAUUUAGGGUUCAGGAGCUGAGCCUGCCCCUAAAUAUAUAGGUUUGUGCCCUUGGUGCUUAGUUUCUGAUACAUAACCCAAGGGCGUAUUGUAAUUCUAUUGAAAUCAAUGCAAAUUAGAAUGUGGGUUUACAUUUCCAUCUAUCAUUCGUUGGGACCGUGUUGUCUUGUGUCUACUAUGAGUAUACCUAAUACAAUGUGUGCUGUAUACAAUAUACUGUAAAAUAAUGAUUGAUAGCUGCCAAGUUUUGUUAUCUGUGUCGGAUGGGGGGAUUAUUCAGCACAGUUAACACAUAAUUCUGAUCUAUGAGUACUUCCUGUAAUGCUGGUUUGUCUUUUCAUUUUAUUGCUACCACAAUAAUUGUACAGAAUUGCAACAGAAUAGAAUUAUCCACAGAUGCUAUGGAAGAAUAUGCACCUUAUCAUUAGAAGUAUAAACAUUGUUUCAGAGGGUCAUGCAAUGAGGUUUCGCAGGUUCUCACACUGAGGUUGGGAUCUGUAAGUUUAGAACCAUCAAUAUAUAAUUGGAUGGGAAUCUAAGUGCAAAAGAUGGUACUGCUGCAUACUUCAGUUCGCUAGCUGUGAAAUAACUGUAAUACAAAUAGGAAGGCAGGAGCAGAACUGGUUGUGUGUUAAGAUCAAUGUUUCCUCCAAACCCCAAAUGACCUGCAGGUUGGUUUUAUGCACACUAGUUUAAAGUUAAGUCCCACUGAACUCAGAGGAACCCCCCCCCCCCAGGUGAUUGUAUACUUUGGUAGUCCUAGGAGCCUAAGUGCAAUUUUGCAUAUUAUGGGAAGCAUAUUAAUAAUGACAUGAGUUUGCCACCAGUUGUAACACUGAACAAAACAUCUGCACUAGAUGUGACAUACUGUUACCUGCAUUAGUCUCCAAUGGUUAUGACUACCACCGCUGCUGCUAUCACUACCACCAUUACCACAGUUAUUGGUCAGAAUCCUGUUGGUGCAGCACACCAGCAUAAUAUGCCAGCAUAGGUAAUGGUAGCAGAAGGGAAAAAGGUCUUGGGCAGAGAAAUCCUGAAGGACAAUGUUGGAAAAGCAGGUUUUCGUGGAGCCUGCAGAUUUGGUCUGCCUUCCCUCACCACCUCUGCGUGAUCCUGGAAAAAAUGCAACCACAGCAGAGUUCACCAACAGGAUCCUAGCCAUUACCAUAAUCUGUGAUAAUAGUAACAAUGCUAAUAAUAGAAUUCAAAGAUAUAGCCAUGUUCGUCUGUAGAAUCAGUAUGUAGAGAGAUCCUGUAGCAUCUUCUUUCAGUUAGACUCAAAGGUGCUACAAGAUCUCUCUAAAUAAUAAUACCAAUAAUAAUGGAGGAACAACAGGGCAAUGGACGAGGGGGAAAAGGUGCUUUCAUUUUCCUUCCUCCUUGGCUAUUUUCUCUCUCAAAAUUACUUGCCUACAGUGAAAUUCUGUAUCAUGGGGGUGGGGGGACAGCUUCAGUAGUCAGGAUUGAACAGAAAAACCACCUGUGCAGAAAGGUUUAAUCGGAGUGCCUCCUGUGAUUUCUUUCAUUCAAACUCACACUCUCAAGGCUGUUUUCCAUUUUGAAAAACCAGCCGUGCACACAACUAUAUGUCAUAUCCAGUUUGGGCGAGAGAUUUGCAGCAGCCCCAAUAAAACAAACAAUAAAACAAGUUUGUCAUGUUCACACGUUUAGAUGUGCACUUAAAACAUAUCUAAAAACUUAAUGUGUGAAAAGACCUCUGUUCUGUUGGUAAUGUGAGAGAUUUGAGCUCCUUGGCACCUAUAUUCUACACUUGUAAAUGUUGCCCUCUCUUUUACAAAACAUUUAGAACUAACUCGAUAUUUCAUUUCAUGGCACCAUUCUUAAUCUCCCCCCCCCCCCCCCCCCCCC
Messenger RNA from Sceloporus undulatus (fence lizard), 7473 nucleotides. RefSeq names its product tetraspanin 4 (gene TSPAN4). Bases 1 to 939 code for a protein of 312 amino acids. NCBI's taxonomy places the organism in Eukaryota, Metazoa, Chordata, Lepidosauria, Squamata, Phrynosomatidae. Gene Ontology annotation, cellular component: membrane. The transcript is spliced from 9 exons. The record is from RefSeq and is a predicted model, not a curated record.